Molecule: messenger RNA, 1005 nt
Organism: Fimicolochytrium jonesii
Lineage: Eukaryota; Fungi; Chytridiomycota; Chytridiomycetes; Spizellomycetales; Powellomycetaceae
Product: 40S ribosomal protein S2
Exons: 4
Coding region: 104-913 (269 amino acids)
Biological process (GO): translation
Cellular component (GO): ribosome; cytosolic small ribosomal subunit
Molecular function (GO): RNA binding; structural constituent of ribosome
Source: RefSeq, a predicted model, not a curated record
AUUAAUAACUUUCCAACAUCCUUGUAAGUGGACUCUCUCAAACACUCCUACCACACUCUCACCUACCCUCAGGAACACCCGACACAGCACGUUGAGUUUGCAAAUGGCUGACGCUGUAUCGGCCGAAGGUCGUGGACGUGGUGGAUUUGGUCGCGGAGACCGCGGUGGUCGUGGAGGCGACAGGCGCGGACGUCGUGGUGACCGUGGUCGCGGAAGGCGCGGAGGCCGCAAGGAUGACGGAGCCAAGGAAUGGGUUCCCGUCACCAAGCUCGGUCGUCUCGUAAAGGACGGCAAGAUCAAGUCCAUCGAGGAGAUCUAUCUCUUCUCUUUGCCCAUCAAGGAAUUCCAGAUUGUGGAUUUCUUCCUCCCCAAGCUGAAGGAUGAGGUCAUGAAGAUUAUGCCCGUCCAGAAGCAGACCCGCGCCGGUCAGCGCACCCGUUUCAAGGCCUUCGUCGUCAUCGGAGACUUCAACGGCCACGUCGGUCUUGGUGUCAAGUGCUCCAAGGAAGUCGCCACCGCCAUCCGUGGUGCCAUCAUCCUCGCCAAGCUCAGCGUCAUCCCCGUCCGUCGCGGUUAUUGGGGAACCAUUCUCGGUGAGCCCCACACCGUCCCGGCCAAGGUCACCGGCAAAUGCGGUUCCGUCCUCGCCCGUUUGGUCCCGGCCCCCCGUGGUACCGGCCUCGUUGCCGCUCCUGUCCCCAAGAAGUUGUUGCAGCUCGCUGGUAUCCAAGACUGUUACACCACCUCCAGGGGUUCCACCAAAACCCUCGGAAACUUUGUCAAGGCUACCUUCCAGGCUAUUGGAAACACCUACGGUUUCCUCACCCCGGACCUCUGGGCUGAGACUACCUUCUCCAAGAGCCCCUACCAGGAAUGGUCUGACUGGCUCGCUAAGACCGGCAAGCGCCAGUAAAUGUAUAUGGAUAAGGCUUCAUCCUGUAUUUUGAUGGCAAUCGGCCGUCGGUUAUUUUACUGAAAAUCAAAAGUAUCAAAAACCGCCGAAAU